UUGUUGAUGUUUCGGUAUUGUCGUCUACUAUCAAAUGUGUGUCAACAUCAAUUACAGCUGACAAAGGGUUUUCAGGAGGCUGCAAUAAUGUCUCAAGACAUUGGACAUAAUAAAAACAAAGUUUACAAAGUGGUGUUAACUGGAGGUCCUUGUGGUGGCAAAACUACCGGCCAGGCCAGACUUAGUACAUUCUUUGAAAGUUUAGGAUGGAAGGUCUACAGAGCACCAGAAACAGCUUUGGUUCUAAUGAGUGGGGGUGUGAAGUUUACCAAUCUGACCAAAUUAGAAGCUUACAAAUUCCAAGAAAACUUAAUCAGGACCAUGAAACAGAUAGAAGACACAUAUUUUGAACUAGCCGACACAUGUCCACAGAAUUGUUUGGUGAUUUGUGAUAGAGGGAUAAUGGAUGCUUCUGCUUAUUUACCAACAAAAGACUGGGAGAAGAUGAAAACUGAUAAUGGUUGGAAUGAGAUCCAGUUGAGAGAUAACCGAUACAAUCAAGUCAUCCACAUGGUAUCAGCAGCUAGAGGGGCGGAGGAGUUUUAUACUGUAGCUGGUCAUCAGACCCGGCAUGAGAGUAUAAACCAAGCAAUAGAACUAGACCAAAUCACAGCUGGGGCAUGGGUAGGACAUCCGUAUUAUGAUGUGAUAGACAACACAACUGGAUUUGAAGGCAAAGUAAUGAGAAUGAUUUCUGCUGUAUGUAACAGAUUGGGUAUAGAUACCGGUGAUCGACUCAGUACCAACAGUAAGAAGAGGAAGUUCCUUGUUACUGGUGUACUGGAUUGGACAAUAUUCCCUCCACAUCAGAAGUUUAUGGUAACUCAUGACUAUCUUGUCACACCUAGUCGUAAAAUGCAGGCCAGAAUACGCAAGAGGGGACAAGAUGGUCAAUGGACAUAUACACAUACUAUCCGCAGGCCGGAGAUUAACGAACAAAGUGUAGAACUCAGGAUGGCUAUUAAUAGUAGAGAUUACGAGAUUUUGCUAGCUCAAAGAGAUUAUAGACAUUACUCCAUAUACAAGAAAAGGACUUGUUUUCUGUGGAACAACCAUUACUUCCAUCUAGAUGAGUAUGAAGAUCCUUGUCCUCCAGGGUGUAAAGGAUUGAUACUUCUAGAAACAUACACCACCCUCGAGGGAGAUGACUUAAAAGUUCCAGAUUUUCUACAGAUUGAACAAGAAGUGACUGGAAAUUCCAAAUAUUCCAUGUUUAAUUUAUCAAUAAAAGAAGAAAUGGAUCGAUCCAAAAGUGAUGCCUCAAUAGAAAGUAGAGAUGUGUAAAAACCUGAGAUUUUCUCUGUAUUUUUAAUCAUCAAUCUUUUCAAUGUUCAGGUGCUCUUAUCAUCAUAUUUUAAAUUGGUUUGUUCUUUUAUGCAAAAUAGACAUAAAAGAUGAUUUAGCUGUAGAAUAAGACCAAAUCUCAUAUUUUUGUUCAGCUUUACAUUCAUUCAUUCCAAACCAGUUCUUAUAAAAAAAAUCCAGGCCUAUUGUUUUCAUUCAAAUAAUAUCGUUUUUCCUUCCAAUGCUUGUGUUUCACAUACAUUUGUAAAUUUCCUAAACUUUUGGGUUUUGAUACUGUCCUAAUUGAGGGCUAUUCCAUUGAAAUUUUCACAAUAUCAACAACAUCUCAUGACAUUUGCUUCAAUCAGCAGUUAAAUACAAAUUACAUAAAGAUGUAGGACAAUUUUUAAUAAGAAAAUUAAGAUAAAAUUGAGAAUGGAAAUAGGGAAUGUGUCAAAGAGACAACAAACUGACCAAAGAGCAAUGUUUUUAAAUUAUGGAUUAUUUAUUUCUCAUUUCCUGUAAAAGAAAAUGAAACCAUAUGUUAAUUAAGAUUGAAUGAAAUAACUGUUUGUCUUUGCUGUUAACAACUUUUGUAGAGAUAAGAUUGUAAGAUUUUUCAUUUGUUCUAAAACUCAUACGAGAACUAAACAAUAUUUUGGUAAACAGGAAGAUUGUGUGACAAAUACAUGUACGUUUAGAAGGAACCAGGUACUUGUAUUUCAUAUGGUGGAAUUUAUUUUGUAUUUGAUGCUUUUGUUUUUACAUUUUUCCUAAUAAGCAUAUAUAUAUAUUUGUAGUAAUAGAGCAUUUU
Molecule: messenger RNA, 2098 nt
Organism: Mytilus californianus (California mussel)
Lineage: Eukaryota; Metazoa; Mollusca; Bivalvia; Mytilida; Mytilidae
Product: TRPL translocation defect protein 14-like
Exons: 12
Coding region: 7-1284 (425 amino acids)
Molecular function (GO): phosphatidylinositol binding; GTP binding; phosphatidic acid binding
Source: RefSeq, a predicted model, not a curated record